AUGGUGGAUAAUGUUUUUUUCCGUAACAUGUGCAGUUGUGGCUACAACUUUUCAGAACACUGGAAGAAAUUUCUGAUUAGUCCACCCGUUAACACGAAAUAUGUGUUAUCUGAAUCUCAUCGAGAAAUAUUCCUAUCGCUAAAGUAUAUCUCGCAUCUUGCAGCAGAAAUGUCAGGGCAGACAUUCCCAUAUUCUCCUGACAUUCUCUCCAGCUACGAUAUUAACAUGGUGUUGCUCCAACACCAACAGACAUGCCUUGCGCUCAAUGUGGGAGAAUGUUUUGUUGAUACUGUACGGCGGAUCGUCAAACCUGAUCAGAAAUCUGAUGAUAACGAUGAUGAUAUGAAUCAUUUAGAAAUAUCCUUUAACCCAUCACACUACAACAUACAACGCCAUGAUGCAUUCUUCCCAAAGAGACAUAUACAUCUAAAGAAACUCCACAGUAUUGUGGCAAUUGCAUGGUUUACGCUUGAAGUUCGUCAAACAGAAGAUGCUACAUGGAUACACCGACUACUCAGUCUUACCCAGGAGCCCCACAAUCAUACCUGGUGGGACCGGAAGACACAAGUUAACGAUACAUUGGUACUCAGACUGUUAACUAAGAGUGACAGUGGUCAGUUGAGAGGUUUACUGAAGGCAAUCAGGAAGGUUGACAGUUGGUUCAAAAAGGCUGAUGGGUGUAGAGGUCCAUUUACAUUGAAAUGGCACCACAAAGAUGACAGUACAAAGGCCUCGUUAACUUUGAAGUAUCACUGAAUUUUCUCAUUUUUAUAAAUCAAACAUAUUUAUUCAUGGGCAACUAAUUAUCUAGGUAUAUUUAUGCACCAUUUAAAUUCUAAUGUAAUGUAGAAUUGAAAUGUACUUAUAUUGUUUAUUGUUUUUGGUAUUAAUGAUACAACAAUGUA
This is a messenger RNA of Owenia fusiformis, 905 nucleotides long. NCBI's taxonomy places the organism in Eukaryota, Metazoa, Annelida, Polychaeta, Sabellida, Oweniidae. The record is from the annotation of a GenBank genome assembly.